GAGCGGCUGCGGAACGGAGCUGGGAGCGCAGCGGGGCGGGCACGCGCACCAGCACCAGUACGCGCACCAGCACCAGCGCCGCCUUUCCCACUUUACAGCACUCCACUACACCAGCCUUUCUUUUAGCGGCUCCCCCUUUUUACCCAUCCCGAAUGUGGCUUUUUAAAAGUUUCGGUGUUCUUUUUGUAUUUCGGAUCAUUUUAAGAAGACACUGAAAGUGUUCGCCAUGGAAAGUCUGGCAUUUCCAGGCUGAUCCAUGGACCGAUCGCCGUAAAGCGGAUGGUUUUUUUUACUUUACUUUGCACAAAUAAGGGGAGCAUAAAUUGAACUGGAGGGACGCUGACUGGGGCAACUUUUUGUUGCUGUUGUUGCCUUUUUUUGCGACUCACCUCCUCUCAGCCGAGUUUGAUUCAAAGUUAAGAGCCAAGAUGGCGGCCGAUUCCGUGCAGGGUGACACUCGCAGUCGUAUGGUGUCGGAGCGCUUCAGCCUGGGCCACCUCCAUGACCUCUCUGACACCAUGGUGCAGCAGAAGCUGGACGAUAUCAAGCGGGAGAUCCGCAAGGAGCUGAAGAUCAAGGAGGGUGCAGAGAACCUGCGCAAGGUCACCACUGACAAGAAGAGUCUGGCCUACGUGGACAACAUGCUGAAGAAGUGCAACAAGAAGGUGGAGGAGCUGCACCAGGAACUGCAGGAGCUAAAUGCCCACAUCGUGGUGAAGGACGCCGAGGACCUCAUAGAGUGCCCCCUCACGCCGGACACCCCGAAGAGCGAAACGUGCGCGUCCACCAACAACAGCCGACUGGCCGCCCUCAAGCGGCAGAACAACAUCGAGCUGAAGGUGAAGCAGGGAGCCGAGAACAUGAUCCAGAUGUACUCCAACGGCUCGUCCAAGGACCGCAAGCUUCUUGCCACCGCGCAGCAGAUGCUGCAGGACAGCAAGAUGAAGAUCGAGUUCAUCAGGAUGCAGAUUCUGAAAGCCAGCCAGACCAACGAGAUGGGCUUCGAGAACAAUGACGGGAUUGCCAAGCCGAUCAUCAGCCCGCUGGACCUGCGGCUCGAGGAGCUCCGGCAUCAUCUCCGCAUCGAGUACGCCGUCACCGAGGGAGCCAAGAACGUCAUGAAGCUGCUGGGGUCCGGCAAGGUCACAGAGAAGAAGGCCCACUCUGAGGCCCAGGCGAGGUUCAACGAGUCCAGUCAGAAGCUGGACCUGCUGAAGUUCUCCCUGGAGCAGCGGCUAAGCGAGCUGCCCAAAAACGACCCCAAGUGCAGCAUCAUCAUGGAGGAGCUGGCGAUGGUGGCCUCUCCGGCGCUGAGCCCCCGGCAGAGCAUCAUUUCCACACAGAACCAGUACAGCACCGUGGCCAAACCCGCGGCAUUAACAGGCACACUGGACGUAAGACUGAUGGGCUGCCAGGACCUCCUGGAGAGCAUCCCGGGCCGGUCCAAGGCUGCGCCGGUGCCGCUGCCAAGCUGGAGCCCCAGCGACACGCGGUCCUCCUUCAUGGGUCGCAGCACCCGCAGCAAAGUGGGGGGGAGCCGCAGUUUCUCCAAGACAGACGACCUGUCCAAUGAGAUCAGUGCUGUGCUGAAGCUGGACAACACAGUGGUGGGACAGACCAGCUGGAAGCCUGUAAGCAACCAGUCCUGGGACCAGAAGUUCACUCUGGAGUUGGACCGGUCCCGAGAGCUGGAAAUCUCUGUGUACUGGAGGGACUGGCGGUCCCUGUGUGCUGUCAAGUUCCUUCGGCUCGAGGACUUUCUGGACAACCAGCGCCAUGGCAUGUGCCUCUACCUGGAACCCCAGGGCACGCUCUUCGCAGAAGUUACAUUUUUCAACCCUGUCAUUGAGAGGCGACCCAAGCUGCAGAGGCAGAAGAAGAUCUUCUCAAAGCAGCAAGGAAAAACGUUCCCCCGUGCGCCUGAGAUGAAGAUCAACAUCGCCACUUGGGGGCGGCUCAUUAGAAGAGCCAUCCCGUCCGUCAACUACUCCUUCAGUCCCCAAGUGGCCGAGCUGCAGGUGGAGCCAGCGUCCCCCGUGCAGCCGGAGUCCCCACCCUCGGCGACCCCAACGGUGACCAAGCUCGAUUUUGACAAGGAACUGCCCCCUGCGCCCAAACGGAACUCUCACCCCCCUGAGAUCCACGAGCCACCCCCUGAGAGCAAGACCCCCGACAAGGAUGAAGUCAAGAAGGCUCUGGAAACGUUCAACUUCCUGGAUGACAGGAAUAGCAUAGUAGUUGAACCAGAAGACGACACCGUGGCAGGGCAGGAGACGCAGAGGUCUGAUCUGGAGCUUACGGCAGAAAUUAGGGAUGAAGACCAGUUCCAGUUCAAUCUGAGCGACUUCAAAUGCAUUGCGGUUUUAGGCCGCGGUCACUUCGGAAAGGUUUUACUGGCCGAGUACAAGAUCACAGGGGAGAUGUUCGCCAUCAAGGCCUUAAAAAAAGGGGACAUCGUGGCUCGAGAUGAAGUGGACAGCCUGAUGUGCGAGAAGAGGAUCUUCGAGACUGUGAACAGCGUACGUCACCCAUUCCUGGUCAACCUCUUCGCCUGCUUCCAGACCAGAGACCACGUGUGCUUCGUGAUGGAGUACGCGGCCGGCGGCGACCUCAUGAUGCAUAUCCACGCCGACGUCUUCUCCGAGCCCCGGGCUGUAUUUUAUGCAGCCUGUGUGGUGCUGGGACUGCAGUUCUUACAUGAACAUAAGAUAGUAUACAGAGAUCUGAAGCUGGAUAAUCUACUUUUUGACACCGAAGGAUAUGUGAAGAUCGCCGACUUUGGCCUUUGUAAAGAAGGAAUGGGAUUCCGAGACCGGACCAGCACCUUCUGCGGAACGCCGGAGUUUCUGGCGCCUGAGGUGCUGACAGAGACGUCCUACACGCGGGGGUGGACUGGGUGGGGGCUUGGAGUGCUGAUCUUCGAGAUGCUAGUCGGGGAGUCCCCUUUCCCCGGCGAUGACGAGGAAGAGGUGUUCGACAGCAUCGUCAACGAUGAAGUCCGCUACCCGAGAUUCCUCUCAACAGAAGCGAUUGCCAUCAUGCGAAAGCUUCUGAGGAGAAAUCCGGAACGGCGUCUUGGAGCGGGGGAGCAAGUGAAAAGGGUUCCUUUCUUCAGGACCGUCGACUGGAACGGGCUGCUUGCCAAGAGGGUGAGACCUCCGUUCAUCCCGACCAUCCAGGGCCGAGAGGACGUCAGUAACUUCGACGAGGAAUUCACCUCGGAGGCGCCCAUCCUCACACCGCCCCGGGAGCCCAGAUUCCUGACCGUGGAAGAGCAGGAGCUGUUCUUCGACUUCGACUACAUCGCAGACUGGUGUUAGCCCCCAACCCCCCCGCCCCCCCCACGACACUGUGAACCGGCACAGCUGCCUGUAGCUCCCACCAACCUCUCCUGGCGAAGAUCUGCCGUUCCUCUCCAGCCUUCUGUUGCACCCUGUGCCAUUUAUGGGACCCACAAGUAUUUUUUUUUUAUAUAAACACAAUGAAGACUAUUUCUAAGUGAACUGCCUUAGAAGCAGGUGGUGGUGACCUCACAGGUGUGAUCAUUUCAUAUCGUCUGAGCACUGGGAACAUUUUCGAUGAAUUAGUGCAAGAACUGACUUCUCGACCAAUCGCAGAGCGGCGCCUACUUCACUCUGAGAUGCCUUCACCCUGCCAUACCUCUGGCUUCUCAGACAGUUGGACUCCAUCCAAGGCAAACUUACGGACAUCAUUGCAUAUUUUCAGCGAGACCGGAGGUCCCUCCAAAGUAAGAGGCUAUCAAAUAUUGACAUUCUUUACAUCAGACUCAAGGUUUCCCCAACUGACCCUUUUCCCGCCGGAACGUUAAUUUCAUCCUUGCCUCAUUUUUGUAUUUAUUGCGUCUGUUUUUAAUAUGCCUUAUGUGUUUUUCGUCGAUUUUUAAAAAGCCUCCGAUCGCUAAUGGACAGGUACAGAGAAGCUACCGGAGCUGGUUGCCAAAUUGUCGUAUUUUUGUAUCCAUUUUAAAUCGGAAUCGCAGCAAAAAAAAAAAUCUAUUGGCCGGGGAGAGCUUAAUUUUAAAUGAAACGGGGGAAUCAAAAGUCCUGUGUGACCAUCAUUGGGAAACAAACUGUAUAGUUUUUAUAUUGUACUUUAGUAAACCAGCAUGUUGGAUCUGCUGUAAAGGGGGAGACGCAUUUUUACACAUAGAUAUGUUCGGUAUUUCAGCAAUGGAAUGAUGUCAGAAGAUGAAAGCCAUUGUGGACCUCUGUAACGGAAUGUAAAAAAAUGUAUAUUCAAAGUGAAGUGUAUAUUUUAGCGUUGUGCAUGCCAAAGCAGCCCGUCUUUUUUUUUUUUUUUGGGGGGGGGGGGGUUAUUAUUUCCAGCCGGGACAGGGCAGAGCCAGGCCUCUAGCGAUGCCAGAGAAGCAGAGCUGAUCCGGGACCAGCCAGGUCACAUGCCAUGGCUUCAUUCGGAGAACAGGAGCGAGAUCGUCGUAAUCGUCUGGAUGUUCAGGGGGUCUCAGCUCUGAUGCUGUACAGUAAAUGUUCUUAAAGAUGAAUCACUACAGGGUGGGAAGGGGGGGGGUGUAUUUACACAUUUACAUUGAAAGCACUAAUUUUACCUGUAGUUUUGAAAGUUUUAGCUUACUUGUGAAAAGGUUGUAAAUACCUUCUAUAUACUGUACGCUAAACUGGCUGCUUGAGCACACGAGUGAUGGUUGUGAAAGGUUUGCCACUGCCUGGUCCUGCAGGGCGGCGGCAAUGAGCGCGGGGUGCUAAAUAUUUUACAGUUAUUAUGCAUAUUGUGAAUGCACAAAUUAAACAUCUGUAGCAGAGA
This is a messenger RNA of Brienomyrus brachyistius, 4800 nucleotides long. RefSeq names its product serine/threonine-protein kinase N2-like. Gene Ontology annotation, molecular function: small GTPase binding; ATP binding; protein serine/threonine kinase activity. The record is from RefSeq and is a predicted model, not a curated record. NCBI's taxonomy places the organism in Eukaryota, Metazoa, Chordata, Actinopteri, Osteoglossiformes, Mormyridae. Gene Ontology annotation, biological process: intracellular signal transduction; peptidyl-serine phosphorylation.